Glycine soja is the source of this 2270-nucleotide messenger RNA. RefSeq names its product cyclic dof factor 1-like. The coding region runs from base 281 to 1585 and encodes 434 amino acids. The transcript is spliced from 2 exons. Gene Ontology annotation, molecular function: DNA-binding transcription factor activity; DNA binding. Gene Ontology annotation, biological process: regulation of DNA-templated transcription. NCBI's taxonomy places the organism in Eukaryota, Viridiplantae, Streptophyta, Magnoliopsida, Fabales, Fabaceae. The record is from RefSeq and is a predicted model, not a curated record.
UUUCUUGUUUUGGCAAGUAAGCAGAUUGGUUACCAUGGUUGUGGGUUGUGUUGUUGCCUGUUGGCUUGUUUCGCCAUCUCAAGACACCUUUUGUGUCCUAAGUAACUGACUGGCUUCCAUUUGAGGCAUCUCCCAAGUUGGAGAUUCUGCAAUAAAGCUUUUUGGAGCAGAUAUUCGCAAUAUUCUUCAUUUUCCCAUUAAGCCAACCACUCACUUCACAGAUUUCCAACUCUCUUUGACUCAGUGUGAGAUUCAGCGUCUGCCUCAACCCAUCAUCAUCAUGAAUGGACUCCAAGAAUCAACUAACGAUGAAGUGGAUGUUCCAUUGAAUGAAGUAUCUAGCAAACAGAUUGAUCCUCAAGAAGAUGGUAAUAGUGCUCCAAACAUUUACAAAAAUCCUACACUGAAACUGGUGGCCAAAGUAGUUAAUGGGAAUAAUGAGCAUAGGAAUGCCAAAAGAGAUAUUGAUCAUCAAGAAAAAGUUUUGAAGAGGGCAAACAAGGUCCUGCCUUGUCCUCGUUGCAAUAGUUCGGAGACAAAGUUUUGCUACUUCAACAAUUAUAAUGUUAACCAACCUAGGCAUUUCUGUAAAAAUUGCCAAAGGUAUUGGACAGCUGGGGGGACAAUUAGAAAUGUUCCUCUUGGGGCUGGUAAGCGUAAGAAUAAGCACUCGACUUUGCAGUAUUGUCUGAUACCUGUGACUCCUGAUGCUGCAUCUGUCAGCCAGACAGAUUCCAAACCUGCUAGUGAUAUGCUUUUAUCAUCUAGCAGACUUAUCAAAGGGAUGGAGAACAUCUCAAGUCUCAGGGAGGAAACUCCUCUUAGUGAAUCCUUAGAAACUGUGUUAAGUCUCAAUGGCCAGACAAAUAUUGAAAUGGCCUCUUCCACUCUCAAAGAUGAUGCUGAGGAGUCUUCCUGCUCUUCUAUGAGAUCUAAUGAAGUAGAGCAGGUUUGUUUGGCACAACACUCUUUAGUUCCUUUACAAUCAUUUCAAUAUUAUCCUGUUCCUUCAUGGUCUUACCAAUGGAAUCCAUGUUGGAAUGUCAAGGAGCUUAGGCCUAGAAGCUUAAGUUCUAGACCUGUUUACACAGGUUCUCCAACUAUGAUUGCAGUUCCUGGCUUCUCCUUACCAACAGUAAUACUUCCAGGGGUGCCUUAUUCAUAUUCGGGUUUUAUGUCAAACUGGGAUGAACAAAAGGAAGAUGCUUCAUUGGUUGGAUCUGCAUUUAGUGGCAUAUCAUUGUCUCCAUCUUCAGUUAGCAACAGUACUUGUUCAGGUAAUAGGUCCCCAACCUUGGGAAAACAUUCUAGAGAUGGAAGUACACUGGGGGAAGAUGCAAUGAAACAGAAUCUUUGGGUGCCCAAGACUGUAAGAAUUAAUGACCCAGAAGAGGCUGCAAAUAGUUCUAUAUGGUCAACUUUGGGAACAAAGUCUGAACAGAACAAACUCAUUAUGAAAGGAAGUAUUUUUAAAUCAUUUGAACCUAAGGCAAGUGCCAGUUCUCAUAUUUUAGAGGAUAAUCAAAUUCUAAGGGCCAACCCUGCAGCUUUCUCGCGCUCUGAGUCUUUUCAGGAAAGCAUGUAAAAUCAUGUAUUUUGUUCCAGUUUUAUGGUCAGCUCAACCAUGUCAAAUUUGUUGGAUGAGGCACAGAAGACUUCUGAAAGUUCAUUUCUGUCAUGGAUAAUUCCAUCUAUUGAUGUUAAAGAAGAUAGCCAUGUCAAGAACCUUGAAGAAAUUUUAAGCUGUAUGUUCGCCAGUCAAUAAGAAUCUCAACCUUGUGUCACCAUUUGCUUCAUGGUAAAGUAAGAGUCAUGGCAGAACUUGAAAUCUGACUGAGGUAUGAUAUUUAGGCUUCAAAACAGUUGCAAUCAAGAUAUUACUCCUUUGAGUUGAUUCUUUGUUUAAUUUGAUCUUCAUAUUUUCAUCAUUGUCCGGUCAAUCUUAGGUUAGGAAUUUGCAUGUCAUUGACUUCUUUAUGUGCUGUUUUCAGACUUUUUGAGGAAUUUAUUUUAUUGUUUUCUUUCCCUUUAUUUUCCAAAAGAUUGGCCUUGUAUUGUAUCUUGAGAGUUGAUUAUAGCAAAGAGAAAAAUGCUCAGGUCACAGGCUUGUUGUAGCAAAUUUUCUUUCUUCUUGUCUUAUACAUAGAUGAAGUCAAAAUGAUGAUGCUAUUGGUGACAAUCUCUAUUGUGAUCAGGUAAAUUAUAGUCAUAUAUUUUCUUCAAGACAUCAAUGCAUAAUUUAGAGCACAAUACAAACUUUUCCCUUUUGA